GCCUGGCCGGGCGUCGUGUAUGUGCGCGACACAGCGAAAAGUGUCAAAGCGAGUGUUUUUGUCCGAUGUGUCAGGACGUGAUCAGCUGGAGUCUGACACCGACGGCAACAACGACGUCCUCCGCCGCCGCAGCUAGCCGGACAGGCUAGUUAGAUAUGCCACGAUAAGUUUGGCAGCUUUUCAUUCAUCGUCGUUCGUGCUUGUUGGAUGUUUUUUACUUUCGCCGCGUCGGUUGUCUCGAGUUUUCUCUCGUGUUUGGGCACUACUGCGCUCCCCGAUCCGCCAAAUACGUGGCAUGCGACGGUAGCGAGUCACAUUGGUUGUUUACAACGCGCAGUUAGCACACGCUAGCUCGGUGUGUGGUUAUUGGAGUUAGCAUGCUAGCUUCGACGCAGAAGUGGACGCCGCACGAUAGGAACACGUCUGACAGCUCGUGUUUUUGUCCGCCAUCGCCUUUCCAAAGAGGUUUGCACGUGUGGUUGAUACGCUUGUCCGUGAGCUAUGGUGCGUUUGCUUCGUUAGAUGUGUAGAUUUUGUGGCGUGGAGGCGAUGUGGCGCUGCAGUCGUCACCGUAUCAGACGUCCAUGCAGACAACACGUACAGCAGCAGCAGCAGACUGUCUGUCAGCAACAUGCCAGCGUCAUGCCUGUUUUAUGACAGCGCCACAUUUUUACUGUGUGCUAGUGAUGUGCUUGUUUGGCGAUAGCUGCCCCCACAGUUCGUUGUUAUUCUGUACUCGAUCUUUAACCAGCUCCACCACUAAUCCCCCAAUCUGAGCUGUCUGGGCUACAAUGGAGCCAACACCUUCAGAACGUCACUUACAGCUAGGACGGAUUGUUCCGCAGUCUGCAGAAAAGCUCACGUCUCUUCAAGGUGCAAAAGUUAGCGUAAUGAAGCAGAACGGAGAGACAAAUCGUCGAAUAGAUCGCAUUAUUCUAUACAGUAGAGGAAUUUAAAGACAGUUUAACGCAAAAGAAGAUGAAAAUUCCCAAGAUGUCUAUCCAGAAUUCAGGAAGCUCGAUUGAAAACAGCUUUGGAGAGGAGAGAUUGCCUCUGAGGCAUAAAAAGGCCCUGUCUCAGGACCAUGGACGUCCUCUCUCCAACUCCUCCAAGAGCUUGGCAGCAGUAGUGGCUCGCUUGGAGAGAAAUGCAGCUAGUUCCUGCAUGGAGGGUGAGGAGGACCUCGACGAAGACCGGCUGGCUGAAGAGGGCGAAGAUGCAGAUGAUGAAGAUGAAGAUAUGGAGGCAGAGCAUCAGCAACAUCAUCACCACCAGCAGCAACAACAGCAGCAGCAUUUGGAAGUGGACACAGAUUGUGUGUCUGAGGUAGCUGCUGCUGUGGUUCCUCGAGUUCUGUAUGAGGAGUUGGUUCACAGCUACAGGCAGCAAGAGGAGGAGAUGAGGAGACUUCAGCAGGAGUUGGAGAGAACCCGCAGACAGCUGGUGCAGCAGGCCAAAAAGCUGAAGGAAUAUGGCAGUUUGCUGACGGAAGUGAAAGAACUGAGGGACUUCAACAGGAGACUGCAAGACGUACUUCUGAUGAGAUUGGGAAGCGAGCCUAUGCAUGACAAUGGCACUCAGACAAUCAAGGCUGAAGUGGUUGAACCUAUUGUUGAGGCCCAGGAGACAUGCAGAGAAGAGGCCAACACCAGUUCCAGCUACUCACCUUCACCCAGAACAGUAUACACCUGCAAUGACGGGAAGGUACAUCUGGGUGCUGGGAUUUGGGUGGAGGAGGAGAAGUGGCACCAGCUGCAGCGGACCCAGGGAGACUCCAAGUUCACAAAGAAUCUGGCUGUGAUGAUUUGGGGCACAGAAACCCUCAAAAACCGUAGCGUCACUGGAGUGGCCACUAAAAAGAAGAAGGAUGCCCUUCCCAAGCCUCCGCUGUCUCCCAGCAAGCUGAAAAUUGUCAGAGAGUGUCUCUACGACAGAGUGUCUCAAGAGACAGCCGACAGCGCAGAGAUUACGCAGAGAUUGUCCAAAGUGAACAAAUAUAUUUGUGAAAAGAUAAUGGACAUCAACAAGUCCAUCAAGAACGAGGAGCGGCGCGAGUCAAAGCUGCUCAUCAGACAGACAGUGAAGAUGGAGAACUUCACCUACGAUGGCAUAUAGUGAUCAACCAACACGCCAGCGCCUUCUGCCAUCCCCCCCAGUGUGGUCUGCAGGAUGUGGAGGGGACUGGAAAUGGGCUGUUUGGGAAUGCUGUCACGGUUUCGGGAGCGACCAUAUUACUUUGACACAUUAGAUUGGUUAAUUUUGUGAAAACAAGCAAACCCAUUGCCACCUUCUCCCCCACCCUGUAAAAUGAUUGUGACCUUUUUAAGUGGCCCAGUUAAGUAGUUGGCAUACAGACAGCUUUACCCACCAGUUAGAAAUUGAGCGAUUUGUUUGAUAUGAGCUGAAAUGAGUGUUUUUAUAAGCUUUAACAGUGGCAUUGGUACAAAGAUGCGGUUUAUCGAGGUGUGUGCAUAUGUGUCAAAAGAUAAAUUUGUGAUUGUUAAAUUAAUUUAUUGUUCUGUGUCAGAACAUAACUUUGAAUCCUUGAACUUUUAAAAAGUAAGAGGUUUUUUCCCUAGGUAAAGUUUUCUGAUGCUAUGAAGAUGACGGUGAUUCAUUAGAUCUUAGACAUGUGGGGUUGCUGACUGUUUUGGUGGCUACAUGCUAGCUGCUGGAGAGAUGAGUGUUUGCUGUUGGUACUUAUUGCAUGUAAUGGGACAACAGGGUCUCAAAUGCACAAGUCUUAAUUAGUAACAGCCAUACUUCAUUUUGCAGCAGAGAUUCUGGUGCUAUAAGAGAUUAAUUAUGAGUGUGUGCUCUCCCUUAACUGUAAGUCAAUCACAACACAUCACUUGAUGGAAAAAGAAGGUUAACAAAGAUUUCAUUGGAGGGGCGACUCUUCAGUCUGUAGAGUGCCGUUGUGUCCCGUUUUGAUUUUUUUUUUCUUUUUUUUGUUUUUCUUCAGUUUUUAAUCUUUCCCAUCAUUGAGAGAGCACAGCAAUGAUUUCAAUGGAAAAUUUGUGACUUUCUCAUAAUCAAACUUGUCACUUUUGGAAAACUUGACUGUUGAGUUGUCUUGGUACAGGCACGUUGAUGCCUAGAACGGCCUUAAAUGAAUUCGGCAAUCACCAGGGGCUGAUAUGCUCCUGGGUUUUCUAGUAAGCUGUGAUUGUAAAUGUAUAGUAAGCUUAAGUGAUAAAGCUUUAUCUGCACUUUGCUGUGAGAAUGUAAAAGGUGGCGAGGUACUUUUUUCUGUGUGGUUCAUACUUCUAAGUUGAGCUGAGCUGGACUGUUGCUGGGAUCGAAAUCAGGGCGCAGCAUUGCACGGUCCAGGCCAUCUUCUUGUGAGAGCUCUGUUAGCUGUGGGUAAAGCUGUCUGUAACACUAUUUUUCUGUGAAAGUUGUCUGGCCCAGCUGAAUCCAUUAUAACUCUUGUUGUUUGGGCCACACCACUGGGGAACAAAGUAUGGUUGCUCCAGUGACAAUUUCCUCUGAUCUAUGCCGUCAGAGCUUUGGAAAUUUCCUAUUGUACGUCCCCCGCCCUCUUACUUCUCCUGUUGUUAUAUUGUUUUGAUCCAAAAUGGUUUGUGUGGCUGUCUGCAGGCUGGAACUAAACGCUGCAGAUUGAAAUCUCAACUGUGACCUAGCUGUGGCUAACUGUGAAUCUGCUGCAGAGCUGCCCAUCAAGCCUUGCUCCUCUUCACACUUUCGAUUCCUGUUGUUUGGUUUAUUUCGCCCCAUGAUUUUGUUUGUCUCGUAUAUACUCAAAAUUUCAGUUCAGCCUUUUUUCAAUCUCUGUUAUGUUUUAGUCCAAUUUUUUUUAAUUAUUAUUAUUAUUAUUGUUUUUCUUCCCAUCAACCCAUCAAACACAGAUGCUUAAUUUUUAUGUUACACACCGUUUCAAGCUUCUGGUAAAAAUUUUGGUUUCACUAAUUGAUGUUGUAAUUCUAUAUUACCUAUCAGUUAUUUUGUGUGCGUGUAUGUGUGUGUGUGUGUGUGUGUGUGUGUGUGUGUGCGUGCGUACGUUGUGCGCAUGCAUGCUGCAAGCCUGAUUCUGUUGUUAUGAAUCAGUGGUGAAAACUACAAAGAAAAAAGAAAUAUUGCCCCAUAGCCAAAGUGAUCUAUUUAAAAUGAGAUUUACGUUUGACAAAUCCAGCACAUCAUGAUCACAGCAUAUUUGGUGAACCUUGUUUGUGAGCUACUUGCUAAUCUGCCAUAGUAAAAUGUAAAUCUGUAUUGUUAAUCCAUUGCAGUUGAGAUGCAGUAGUUUCGAUCAACUGAAAUCAUUUACUUUGAAUGCACUUUAAAUCUCUGGGCAAUUUUGUCAAUCUUAAAAAAAAAAAAAAUGUAUUUGUGGGGUUUUCUUCUCUUUGUUUAUAGCCAUUUUUUAGAUUGAGGCCUAAAAAUCACCGUAUUAUCAUGCAGCACCUUAGAACAAGUUUUUGUGACAUGCUUUUGUUUCCAGUGCUCCUCAAAAACGUUUAUAUUGAACACGAAAAAAAGAAUCAGCACUUUUAUUUAGGAUGUUUAGAAUAUAUUCAGUCUUUGAUCAUUACAAUUACGCUUAAACUGGAUUCUACGACUUCACCAUGGCCUCACGAAGUAUAAUCGGCCUAGUUUAUGAAUUGUUUAGAAACAACCCCUCCAUAUGAAAGACAAUUCACCGUCUUAACAACUUUUACCAAUGAAAUGUGCAAGCUGACUGGAAUAUGUGCUUUAACUUAAUGUGUCAACAUGCUGGGUAUGUAUAAAUAACUUGUAUAGAUGUAAUUCUAUGUUUUUACAAAUGAGUGGUAAUUGUAAGCCAAAGUAUCGAAUACUGAGAUCAAGCUAAAGAAAGGGGAUGCUGACUGAGGGAUCAGCAGGGUUUGCACAAAAAAA
Salarias fasciatus (jewelled blenny) is the source of this 4881-nucleotide messenger RNA. RefSeq names its product BEN domain containing 5 (gene bend5). Gene Ontology annotation, biological process: negative regulation of DNA-templated transcription. Lineage: Eukaryota; Metazoa; Chordata; Actinopteri; Blenniiformes; Blenniidae. The record is from RefSeq and is a predicted model, not a curated record. Bases 979 to 2115 code for a protein of 378 amino acids. The transcript has 6 exons. Gene Ontology annotation, molecular function: DNA binding.